Thamnophis elegans (Western terrestrial garter snake) is the source of this 2500-nucleotide messenger RNA. It is a transcript of the gene SLC16A12, whose product is annotated as solute carrier family 16 member 12. The transcript is spliced from 6 exons. The record is from RefSeq and is a predicted model, not a curated record. NCBI's taxonomy places the organism in Eukaryota, Metazoa, Chordata, Lepidosauria, Squamata, Natricidae. Gene Ontology annotation, biological process: transmembrane transport; monocarboxylic acid transport. Gene Ontology annotation, molecular function: monocarboxylic acid transmembrane transporter activity. Bases 99 to 1562 code for a protein of 487 amino acids.
ACAGGUAGUACUCCCUGUACAUUUCUGCCUCCAGCUGGCAGUCGCCUUCUUAAAAUAACUUUACCUCAGUUUAAAAAGCGGUAACUCCUCAUCAAACUAUGCCUGCGGCAAACAAACGUUCAAGUACCCCCCCUCCCGAUGGCGGUUGGGGAUGGAUGAUUGUGAUCGGCUGCUUCCUUGUUACGAUCUGCACUCGAGCUGUGACCAGAUGUAUCUCAAUAUUUUUUGUGGAAUUCCAGACUUACUUUGCACAAGAUUAUGCCCGGACAGCUUGGAUCCAUUCCAUUGUAGACUGUGCUACUAUGUUAUGUGCUCCUCUUGGGAGUUUCAUCAGCAAUCAUGUCUCUAGCCAAGUGGGAAUCAUGCUUGGAGGACUUCUUGCAUCGGCUGGAUUUAUCCUGAGUUCCUUUGCCACCACCUUGGAGCAUCUCUACCUUUCCUUGGGCAUUCUUACAGGAUUGGGGUUUGCUCUUUCAUAUUCUCCAGCCGUAGCAAUGGUGGGGAACUAUUUUCACAAGAGGAAAGCCCUGGCCUAUGGAAUUGCCAUGUCAGGCUGCGGCAUCGGGACCUUCGUCCUGGCUCCUGUGGUCCAGCUUCUGAUUGAGCAUUUUUCCUGGCGCGGCGCCUUGCUCAUCCUGGGCGGUUUCGUUUUGAACCUCUGCGUCUGUGGCGCCUUAAUGAGGCCAAUUGCCGUCAAAGAGGACCAGAAGAACAUGCUGGAAUUCUCGGAGCGUGAGCUGGAAGCGCCGAAGCCGGACUUCAAGCAGUGGUCUUUCUGUUCGCCUAUGGUCAAGCUAUGGUCUCACAAGCGGGUGUGCCGCUGCUCGCAGCAGGAGUACAACUUCGCACUGACCCCAGAGUUUGUGGUGCUUGCGGUGUCCAUCUUGUUCAUGGCUUACGGCUGUAGCCCACUCUUUGUUUACCUGGUGCCUUACUCAUUAAGUGUCGGAGUCAGCCACCAACAGGCGGCUUUUCUCAUGUCUGUCCUUGGAGUCAUUGACAUCGUCGGCAACAUUACUUUCGGAUGGCUCACGGAUCAGAGGUGUUUGAAGAAGUACCGUUACAUUUGCUACCUCUUUGCAGUGGCAAUGGACGGCCUCUGUUGCCUCUUCCUUCCGGUUCUCCAAAGCUUUCCGCUCCUGCUGCCUUUCUCUUUCACCUUUGGCUAUUUCGACGGAGCCUACAUCACUCUACUUCCUGUGGUGACAGCAGAUGUGGUGGGGAGCGCUUCCUUAUCCUCCGCCCUCGGAAUGAUUUACUUCCUUCAUGCCGUCCCUUACCUGGUCAGCCCACCUGUUGCAGGUUGGCUUGUGGAUACAACCGGCAACUACACUGCCUCUUUCCUGCUUUGUGGGUUUUCCAUGGUACUCAGUUCCACACUGUUGUGCUGCGCACGGCUGGCUAAGAUCACACCCACCUCCCCGGGACCAGGGAGCAGAGAUACUCCGGUGAAACAAGAAAGUUGGACGAAUGGAACCAUAGUUUAUCUGGUAACUGGAGAACUGGAUCAAAGAGGCGAAGAACUCUUGGUUGGGGAGCCAAACAGCCACAGCAAAAGAUGACAGGCGUGCCAACGCCCCCACCUUUUUGCCUAAAACAGAUAUUGCAAAGUCUGCUACACAGUUGAUUUUUUUUCUCUCUCUCCAGUAGAGGGAGAGAGGAAUCACAGAAUUUUCAAUCAGAAAUGUUCUAUCUUCCUAGCAAAUAAUAAACAAAGGCUUCCGUGAUCAUGAUGAUGUUGUUAAAUGCGAUGGGAUCCCAGUACUGUAGCGUGCAGGCAAAUGAACUCAAUGUUAGAAACAACUUGUAAUCCAGGGGAAAGGAGAGAAAGACACUCAAUGUUAGAAACAACUUGUAAUCAAGGGGAAAGGAAAGAAAGACAUUGAAACAGGACGCAGAAAUGGUUCAAAUGAUGUGGCGCAGUAAACUCUCUAAUGCCGUUUUUUUAGAUCUCUCAAAAUCUGUCGAAAUGCCUCAGCAUUGUUUGCGAUGAAGAUCCAUGUUUGACAAUGUGGCUUGCCUCCUUUUUGUUGAAACACCCCCCCCCCCCACAACCCAAGCCUUUUACCUAGAUUUGGAUACGCAGAUUAAACAAGGACGAAUGGAAGGCUGAAGCAUCUCGGAGGUUUCUUUUGCAAAGCAUUUGAAAAUAAUUUUUACUAGUGCGAUAACAUUAGAAUGGAAGAUCAUUCAAGAAAUUGGUUAGCCCACGGGCGAAUUUAUGAAUCUUGAGCAGCCCUGGGAAUUCUGCUGCAAUGAUGUAUUUCUGUCCAUAAUUCGAUUUCCUGUCUUGAAGCCACAGAGUUGACUGUCUUUUUUUAUGUGGUUCAUAGAGGCAUGGAUGCUGGCUUGUGCAAUAAUGUCCAAAACACAGCUACCAUAUUACGGCUCUUGCUGGGGAAACAUAAGUUGAUAAUAAAUUUGCACCGGUUUUAUUGGCAAGAAAUGUCUGUAAUACUCACAUGUAUUUUAUAUGGUGAUUGGGAUUGACUUUUAUCUG